UUCAAUAUAUGCAAUCCGUGUUCAAAACACCUGAGGCGUAAAAAAACACCAGACAACUUUUCCCUCCCCAACCACCAGCGCUACCGCAGACACUCUUCCAUUCUGUCGGCGCCCAAGACACCUUUGCCCGCCACAAGACGACCAUGUCGACGGAGAAGGACGUCGAGGCUCUCGCCUCCAGCUUUGAGGCGGAAGAACCGCCGUCCUACGGUACAGUCGACAGCCAGCAGGCCGGCGCCCCUCCCUCCUAUUCCUCCCUGUACGGGGAGAUUAAAAAGGCCAGUCAGGAGUCGGAUGGAAACGUGGACUUCGCUAAGAAGGCGUCAGCCCUCAUAGCAGGCAGCAUCGGCUGUACUAUAUUCAUGGGUUUCAUGCUGGCGCUCCCAAUCGCUUACAUCGUGAUCGGGGCGGUGUAUCUACGCGACUGCACGAUCCAGCGCAUGAUCCCGAUCUACCUGGUGGUCAUGGGGUCCUUCUCUGCCGCCAAGAACCUCAUGUCGCUCGGGGAGCGGUUCAAGAACCACCGGGAGGACGAGAGCGAGAAGAACGCCAAGCCGAACCCCCUGGACGGGCUGUUCGGCUGUUUCAUCCUGGCCUGGUUCAUCGCGGGAAACGUCUGGAUCUACUCCGUCUACACGACCGUGAACAUGGCCGACCCGGCGGACGCCAACUACUGCCAGCCUACCCUGUACCUGUUCGCGUUCUGGGCCACCACGGCUACCUACAUAUGCCUCGGCCUCAUGAUGUGCUGCUGCUGCUGCGCUGCUGUAGUUUUUGGAUCAGCCGCUGCCAGAUCUGAAAACUCUUAGAAUCCCAAGUAUGCAACUUUACUUUGCGAUUGUUUUUGAGUCACUUGAGAAUUCUGUAAUCUCUUUAUUUAUGUGUGUAGAGGGUUGUUGUAACGCCCAUGUUGGGCCCCAACUACUAGUAUUUAAGUACGUAUAAGCCUGUGGGUGCUAUACCCGUUUGACAAGUAGAUUGUAGAUUUUCUAUAUCGUACAACGUAUCUGGUACUCAGGACGGGGAAGUACCUGUGGAACUGUCUUCCUUUAUGCCAAACAUGGCUGUGACAUGCUGUCAAGCGAUCUGAAUACCAAUUGAUAGUAAUGGUACGCCAAACUGAAAUGGUCUUUACUGUAUUGUGAACAAAACGUACUUCCAAUAUGUACCAUUGGCUCCUCUGUGUAUGAAAACACCAUAGGACUGGUGAUAAUCUAAUCAACUUGACACCAAACAUUUCAACUUUUUGCAGUAGCGGUAUUUAUUACGCCGAAGUCCAGCAUCUGAGCUGAGAGGAAAUGUCUUCCUCAAUAUACGUCAUAACAAUUUCUCUUAUAACUGGUUUGGAGAUAUUUGGCUUUAAAGUUACGUGUACUUAGAUUUUU
Molecule: messenger RNA, 1385 nt
Organism: Branchiostoma belcheri (Belcher's lancelet)
Lineage: Eukaryota; Metazoa; Chordata; Leptocardii; Amphioxiformes; Branchiostomatidae
Exons: 1
Coding region: 144-809 (221 amino acids)
Source: RefSeq, a predicted model, not a curated record